This is a messenger RNA of Aegilops tauschii subsp. strangulata, 799 nucleotides long. RefSeq lists its product as uncharacterized. The record is from RefSeq and is a predicted model, not a curated record. NCBI's taxonomy places the organism in Eukaryota, Viridiplantae, Streptophyta, Magnoliopsida, Poales, Poaceae.
UCCGGUUCCGGACAGCGCAAGAGACCGCAGCCGCACCCACUUUCCCCGUCUGUCUUUCUUCUCGGCGGAGGCGGAGGCGACAGGAAGGCGAACGACGAACCCUAGCCGCGCGAGGAACGCCCAGAUCCCCAAGGCCGGCGACGAUGGCGAUGGCGGCGGUUCGCUGCGCCGCGAGGAGGCUCGGUGGCUCCCUGCUCCAGCCAACGCAGGCGGCGGUCGCGGAGGAGGGACGCCGCCUCGUGCCAAGCAGGUUCAUGCGCUCCCGCCACCUCUCCACCAAGCAUGCUAGCGAGACCUGGAUGGAAAAGAAGAUGCAGAAGUUGAGAUCUAUGUGGGCCCAGUACAAGGCGGACAUAGAGAGAAGGAUGAGGGAACCUCCAGAAGAGGAUGAGUUUAAGUUGCUUGUCGAGUCCUACGCACGUACGAUUGAUGGUGUGGUCCAUGGAACUGCCAAGAUGGCACUUCUCUGCAUCAUUCCAUUUGCCCUUUUUGCCGGCGACAACAACAAGGGGGUAGAAGCAGAGUCUGUUACCAAGGAAGACCAGUGAAGACAAACAUCCAAAGACGAGAACCAAAGAUGGACCCCUACUUGUUUUCAGUUAAAUUAUGAUGACCUGCAGUUUCGCUAGCGAGCACUAUGCUAUCGUUGUGAUUUUGUGUAACAUGGUACCAUCUAUUCGACAUGAAACUUGUAGGUUGAUGAGAACAUGCAUUGCAUAGCUUGUAUGGUCACUGGCAUGCAUUUUGCUGCUACUGGAGUGCUUGAAUCAACUUAGAGGUGUUAACUCUUCUUCUGAAA